This is a messenger RNA of Magallana angulata, 2300 nucleotides long. RefSeq names its product beta-1,4-galactosyltransferase galt-1-like. NCBI's taxonomy places the organism in Eukaryota, Metazoa, Mollusca, Bivalvia, Ostreida, Ostreidae. The transcript is spliced from 2 exons. Bases 299 to 2053 code for a protein of 584 amino acids. The record is from RefSeq and is a predicted model, not a curated record.
AAAUCUGGCUAUUUUGGGGAGGCUUUUCAGAAUGACUAAUUACCCGCCAAAUUACAUAAUAUGCGGGCGCAUGGAGAUUUAUUCCUUCUACAUUGGCCCCUCGUGAUAACCUAUCGAUGUGUCCGACAGGCACUAUUACAAUCGGGGCCUAUCUUUUAUACUGCACAAAAUGUGAACCUCUCGUCCACUUAUCAGGGACCCGUCUUCAGUCUUCAGUCUGCAUGCAGACAACAACAAGAGCGGGAUCUAUUAUCAAAAGGUGAAUUAAUGCAGAUGUAGUAAAAUGUAACAUAAAAACAUGGCCACACGAGGCCGAAAAACCCUUCGUGUAUUGGCACUGAUCAUGUUUGGAUACUUCAUGGUUACAGUCUAUUUCUACACAAGGGUGAUGGAUAAAGGCCGAGAGAUCCGAGGGUCAGAUGACUACAGUUCCUUACUGGAUUACGACGAAGAAAAGUUGGACACGAAGCGAACCAAAGUGGAUCGGAAGUUGAAAGGUCACAGUGGCAACGUCUUCAUUGAAUACAACGAUCAACUCUAUCAGAAGAGGAAAAACCAAGAACCACCAAAUACGGCGACUAAAACACGAGUAAAUACAUUUCAAGGAAACCCGCACGAAUUCAAGGAACUCGAAGAAAGCUCCUUUGACAAGAAAAUUAGAGAGAGUGCAAAACGGCUAGAGGAGAAAUUGCGACAAAAAAGCGAUGCAAGGAACAAAACCUCGUUCUUAAUGGAAAGUGGUCACGUGACACGUACUCACACCACUAAAUAUUCAACACGUCAAAACAUGGCGGAAUCUGAUGAAACUAAGACAAAUGACAAUUCAAAGAAAAACAAAGUAGAUAAAUUCUUUCGAAACCCCAAUAUUACAAUAUCAACCGCAAACUACAAUUUCCUGGAAAUUUUCACGGGAGUUUACCUUUACUCCUCUUUCUUUGACUCUCGUGAGGAGGCUAAUUUAAUCAGAUUCAUUUUGAUUGGCAGAACGCGUGACCAUGCCCGACUCUCGUGUUCAUUGCAGACCAAUGAAACGGGCGAAGUGUUCGAAUCGGAAAUGCAGUUUUAUCAGACAUGUGAAAGUCAUAUGAAAGAAAAUUCAGUAUAUUUGUGCUCGUGUGAGAUACCAGAUAAAUAUGGUCGGAUUCAACGGGUAAAUUUGACGAGCAGUGAAAAUCCAAAUACCUUUGUUUCAAUUGAUAUCAUUCCUGAUGUCAAAGAGCCGCCAUUUAGAUACAAAUUAUCCACAUGUGUUCCACCUUUAUUUGGUGACAUCAAUAUAUUGCGUUUAACCGAAUUUAUCGAGUUUUCGCUGAUGCUGGGCUCAGAACAUAUAUAUUUUUACUACAACAGAAAGCGAGAUGACAUCUACCAAUUGUUACAGUAUUAUUCUGACCUUGGGGUGGUAACCUUUUUCCCUUGGAAAUUGACGAUGGAGUCGCACGAAAUUUGGUAUCACGGCCAAUCGGCGGCAAUAUGGGAUUGCCAGUACAGGAACAUUCACGUGUCUGAAUUAGUGUCUUUUAAUGACAUCGAUGAAUUUAUUGUGCCAAAAAGAACAAAUACGUGGAACAAUAUGUUGCCCGAGUUGAACUCAGUGGCCCGACGUUCUCUCUCGGAGAACGAAAAAGUCGCCGCGUUUAGUUUCCACAGUGUUUUCUUUGAUUCUAAUUUUAGGAACAACGAUCCCGUCAUCAAAGACGAAUACAGUCAACUUCUGACCGUUAAUAUAACACUGCGAACUAGCAGUGUCAGUAAGGUUCGAACCAAGAUGAUAGUGUAUCCAGAGAAGGUCUUUGAGCUGGGAAUUCACCAUUUAAGUAAACCGAUGGACGACAAGUUUAAAUCCGUGUUGAUUCCGGAAGAUAUUGCAUUGAUCCAUCAUUACAGGGACUGUGAUUGGAACUAUGGGAUGAAUUGCGACAGAAUAAUGAAAGACAACUCAAUGCAUAGGUUUAAGAGGGAUCUCCUGAAGCGUGUUAGGACAUCACUUUUCAAAUUCAACCGAAUAGAAGUCGGUUCUAGUCAAGCGGACAAAGGAAGCAGGAUGCCAUAAUAGCUAUUUUAGCUAUUUAUACAUUUUAGUGUGUUCGAACAAUAUUAUUUUAGCAAUAAAAUUGCUCUUCAAACACGCUAAUGACACAAUUAAAAAUAUGUAUCAAACUAAACACAAAAUACUUAUUCAGGAAGGGAACUACAUGUAAGUGUAUCACAAAUAUUACAUAUUGUUACAUUUUGUGGACAUUUUAAUGUUUUACAUGUUUAUACAUAAAAUUAACUAACAAUAAUUGAGUGUUGUUUUU